AUGGAAAAGGGAUACAGCACGGUCACCUUCGACGGGACGCCCAGCUACGGUCACACGCCCUCGCACCACGCGGCUCAGUUCCCCAAUCACUCCUUCAAGCACGAGGACCCCAUGGGCCAGCAGGGCUCGCUGGGUGAACAGCAGUACUCCGUGCCGCCCCCAGUCUACGGCUGCCACACGCCCACCGACAGCUGCACAGGCAGCCAGGCCCUGCUGCUGAGGACGCCCUACAGCAGUGACAAUUUAUACCAGAUGACCUCCCAACUUGAAUGCAUGACCUGGAAUCAGAUGAACCUAGGAGCUACAUUAAAGGGAGUUGCUGCUGGGAGCUCCAGCUCAGUGAAAUGGACAGAAGGGCAGAGCAACCACGGCACGGGGUACGAUAGUGAUAACCAUACCACUCCCAUCCUCUGUGGUGCCCAGUACAGGAUACACACCCACGGCGUCUUCAGGGGUAUUCAGGACGUGCGGCGAGUGCCCGGAGUAGCCCCGACUCUUGUUCGGUCGGCAUCUGAGACCAGUGAGAAACGCCCCUUCAUGUGUGCUUACCCGGGCUGCAAUAAGAGAUAUUUUAAGCUGUCUCACUUACAGAUGCACAGCCGGAAGCACACUGGUGAGAAGCCAUACCAGUGUGACUUCAAGGACUGUGAGCGAAGGUUUUCUCGUUCAGACCAGCUCAAAAGACACCAAAGGAGACACACAGGUGUGAAACCAUUCCAGUGUAAAACUUGUCAGCGAAAGUUCUCCCGGUCUGACCAUCUGAAGACCCACACCAGGACUCAUACAGGUGAAAAGCCCUUCAGCUGUCGGUGGUCCAGUUGUCAGAAAAAGUUUGCCCGGUCAGACGAAUUAGUCCGCCAUCACAACAUGCACCAGAGAAACAUGAGCAAACUCCAGCUGGCGCUUUGA
This is a messenger RNA of Mesoplodon densirostris (Blainville's beaked whale), 909 nucleotides long. RefSeq names its product WT1 transcription factor (gene WT1). Gene Ontology annotation, biological process: regulation of transcription by RNA polymerase II. Lineage: Eukaryota; Metazoa; Chordata; Mammalia; Artiodactyla; Ziphiidae. The transcript is spliced from 10 exons. Bases 1 to 909 code for a protein of 302 amino acids. The record is from RefSeq and is a predicted model, not a curated record. Gene Ontology annotation, molecular function: DNA-binding transcription factor activity, RNA polymerase II-specific; RNA polymerase II cis-regulatory region sequence-specific DNA binding. Gene Ontology annotation, cellular component: nucleus.